This is a messenger RNA of Raphanus sativus (radish), 1597 nucleotides long. RefSeq lists its product as uncharacterized. Bases 704 to 1171 code for a protein of 155 amino acids. The record is from RefSeq and is a predicted model, not a curated record. The transcript has 2 exons. Lineage: Eukaryota; Viridiplantae; Streptophyta; Magnoliopsida; Brassicales; Brassicaceae.
AAAUUUCAGCCAAUUCGCUGGUGGGGGUCUCCAUAAACAUACAUGUUGUGUGCUAUGGACAUUAUUCUCCUUCCUCUUUUCAACCUCACUCAAGUUAACCUGCUCUCUCCUUCGCCAUUCCUCCGCAUCCUUUUGAGCCUUUCUCAAAAAAAGCUCAUCGCUUCAUACUCUUAACUUUGAACACCAGUUCAUUUAUGUUCUUCCACAACCUCCAUAACAACUUUCAUGAUAAUAUGAGUUUUGUUUAAAUCACACACAAAAGCACAUAAAUUACAAUUUGCAAUUGCAGACAUUUUUGCUAAUAAGUUUUUACUAUCUGAUAAAUGAGGUAUCAACUAUCAAAGCCCCACCCCUAAAAGAUUAAAAACCUAAAAACUAAAGACCCAAUCCGACACAUUACGAAGUGCGUUCUCACAGAUUUUUGUUCUUAAGAUAAUUUUUGCAGAUAAGAGUUCUGUAAAGAAGCUCUUGAGAGUUCGCCCUAAUAAGAGUUCUCUCUGUCCCGAUUAUCGAGGCGCCGCAACCACCGAAAUUUCUCGACGCCGGCGACUCUGCUUGCCGGCGUCGUCACCGUUCAUCUCUUCUCGUUCUUAGCUUCAUCGUCAGCCUCCUUUGUUUUACUUUUGGUCUGUGUCUCUCCUUUGCGUCGGACCGUUUGUCUCCUCCGACGAAGGCGUUCAGCUUGGACUCAAGUGACGUCUCCAUGUUCAUUGUGCUUGCCGCAGUCCGCUUCUCUGGGGAUUCCCGGAAAGCCUUUUCAAACGGCUCCUCGUUUCACUGCGUCCUCUACCACUGCAACUCUCUCUCUUCUUGUUCCAGAUCUGUAAGACAAAGCGUGGUAGCCAAAGAACUGCACCGAAAAUCGCAUACCAUCCCACUGCAAUCACCUUCCACGCUCUCCGCCAUUGAUGAUAUAGACCCCUGCUUUGUCGACAGAUUUUGCUACUGCAGAGAAGUAAUAACUGAGGCAACUGAGAUCCAACUCGCAGAAAGAGUCAACUGCUCUGGCGUCUCUCUUGAUGCUAUCUGCCUCUCAAGUGGCGACAUCUCCCCUGUCUCCGGCGACUGUCUACAACUAUGCAAAUCUCCGACGAUGUUAUCGGAAGAGUCAAAGCCGUCAGAUUGCAAAGGAUUUCCGGUGGAUUCACCGGGGCCUUUGAAUUGCGUUUAAUGCUAUACUUGUCUUGUGCGAAGAUUAAUUUUCCGGUGAGCUCACCGUGUUGGUUCGUGGUUCUAUCUGUGCUUGAUUCAUCUUUCUCAAUGGAGGAAUGGAUUUCGCCACCCUACCUCUUUUCUAUGAAAGGAGAUGGUUUUCCGAAUUUGGUAUCAAGGUUCGGUUUCAGCUUCUUCACUAGUGAGGGCUGGUUUUCAACGUCACUAUAUGUGACUAUUUCUCUGCCGUUCGACUCUGUCGUAAAGGCUAUGUCAUUGACGCAUUCAAGCUUCAUCUCGAAUUCGCUGUCACCUUCUCAUGAAGAACUAUCCCGUUUGUUUUGUAAUGUUGUAAGUUUUCUUUUUAAUCAAAGAGGAUGGAUAAUUCCCUCGGACUGUUGUAAUCUUUUAAGUUGAGAAGUAAUGAAAAGUAAGUUGUGUUCAA